GAAGCGAGAGUAAGUUUUAGGCAUUUUAUAAUAAGUGCUUAAUCCUACUCUACAUGUAUGGCAUAGUGAGGCUACAGCAUCAUACAGCAGAAAUGACUGUCAAAGAGUUGGGAGGGGUCUCUGCUCUCUGACUGGCAUAAGACCCCCGCUUCUCCCAGAGGCGGGCCGCGGACGCUGGACGAUGGCGUCUUCAUAAAAACAUGAACACAGACCACAAAGGUGCGCACUGAGUGACCAGAAAAGGAACAGAAAAGAGAGGAGACGGCCUCCUGCAGCACUAUUCAGAAGUCAUGGAAGGAUUGCUAUCAGACAGCCAACCUUUCCUACCAAAGCAUUCAGCAACCAGAAGGAAAGAUGAGAUGAAUCAUGAUGAGACACUACAGAGCGAGGAAGAAACCACCGAUCAGGACCAAGAUACAAUGACGAGAGAGGGUCUGGACAGAAGGAACGUCUGGGAGCCGAGUGUUUACUACGCCCUGGGAAAGGAGUCGUUUUAUUUUGUUGGACAGGAAAUCAACAUCCGAGAGUCAACGGACUCAUACGGAGCUCUGAUUUGGCCUGGGGCCAUAGCACUGAGUCAGUUCUUAGAGAACAACCAGCAACAGAUGAACCUGAUGGACAAAGCCGUGCUGGAGCUCGGAGCUGGAACUGGUUUGCUCUCCAUAGUGGCAAGUUUGUUAGGUGCUUGGGUGACGGCUACUGAUCUACCAGACAUACUGUCUAAUCUGUCCUUCAACCUCCGGCGGAACACCAAGGGCCGUUCCCGCUACAUCCCCCAGGCGGCCGCCCUCUCCUGGGGUCAAGGCCUGGAACGAGACUUCCCCUUCCCGUCCUACGACUACGUGCUUGCGGCUGAUGUGGUGUAUCACCACGACUUCCUGGAGGAGCUGCUGAACACCAUGCUUCACUUCUGCAGACCGGGCAGAGGGACCACCCUGCUUUGGGCCAACAAAGUUCGAUUCCAGUCGGACCUGAGCUUCACAGAGCGCUUUAAGAGCACUUUUAACACGACGCUGCUCGCCGAGGUGCCGCAGGAGAACGUGUGGAUAUACAAGGCCACAGCGAAGGAGUGAACCCGUGAGAUUCUACGUUACAAGAUUCCUGUGUUUAAGCUAUGUUUUCUUUUGAUGACCUAAAUCAGUGAAAGAAAAAAGGUUGGUUUGCAUUUGCCAAGUAAGGUCACGUAAAAUCAAACAAUGAAAGAAAGCAAAUACUUUCCAAACGCCGAUCCAGUUUAGAACUGCGUGACAUUCCUUGACUGGGGUACAGACAAAAGCAAAGUUCCUGACACAUGUUUUACAUGAAUAAACUAUUUUAUUGGAAUCUUUUUAAA
This is a messenger RNA of Fundulus heteroclitus (mummichog), 1333 nucleotides long. It is a transcript of the gene mettl21cb, whose product is annotated as S-adenosylmethionine-dependent methyltransferase domain-containing protein. Gene Ontology annotation, molecular function: protein-lysine N-methyltransferase activity. Gene Ontology annotation, cellular component: cytosol; cytoplasm. NCBI's taxonomy places the organism in Eukaryota, Metazoa, Chordata, Actinopteri, Cyprinodontiformes, Fundulidae. The transcript is spliced from 5 exons. Bases 291 to 1073 code for a protein of 260 amino acids. Gene Ontology annotation, biological process: peptidyl-lysine methylation. The record is from RefSeq and is a predicted model, not a curated record.